CUCCCUCCCGCCGGCCGGGGUGCGCGGGCGGCGGGGCGGCCCUCGGGCCAUGCGUUCGGCUCGGCCCAACCCGGCCGGCCGGGGGCGGCGCCCCGAGCCCGGGCCCCGCGCGGCCCGUGCCCCCGGCUCCCGCUGAGCUCCGGGGGCCCCACUGUGGCCGAGGCCAUGUUCCCCGUGUUCCCUUGCACGCUGCUGGCCCCCCCCUUCCCCGUGCUGGGCCUGGACUCCCGGGGGGUGGGCGGCCUCAUGAACUCCUUCCCGCCACCUCAGGGUCACGCCCAGAACCCCCUGCAGGUCGGGGCUGAGCUCCAGUCCCGCUUCUUUGCCUCCCAGGGCUGCGCCCAGAGUCCAUUCCAGGCCGCGCCAGCGCCCCCACCCACGCCCCAGGCCCCGGCGGCCGAGCCCCUCCAAGUGGACUUGCUCCCGGUUCUCGCCGCCGCGCAGGAAUCAGCCGCGGCGGCGGCGGCUGCGGCGGCUGCUGCCGCUGCAGUGGUGACUGCACCCCCAGCCCCUGCUGCCGCCUCCACAGUGGACACAGCGGCCCUGAAGCAGCCUCCGGCGCCUCCUCCGCCACCCCCUGCCGUCUCCGCACCAGCGGCCGAGGCCGCGCCCCCCGCUGCGGCCGCCACUAUCGCCGCAGCGGCUGCCACCGCUGUCGUCGCCCCAACCUCGACGGUCGCUGUGGCCCCGGUUGCAUCUGUCUUGGAGAAGAAGACAAAGAGCAAGGGGCCCUACAUCUGCGCCUUGUGCGCCAAGGAGUUCAAGAACGGCUACAACCUCCGAAGGCACGAAGCCAUCCACACAGGAGCCAAGGCUGGCCGGGUCCCUUCGGGUGCUAUGAAGAUGCCCACCAUGGUGCCCCUGAGCCUCUUGAGUGUCCCCCAGCUGAGCGGGGCCAGCGGGGGUGGGGGAGAAGCCGGGGCCGGCGGCGGCACAGCCGCGGUGGCGGCCGGUGGCGUUGUGACCACGACUGCCUCUGGAAAGCGCAUCCGGAAGAAUCACGCCUGCGAGAUGUGCGGCAAGGCCUUCCGCGACGUCUACCACCUGAACCGACAUAAGCUGUCGCAUUCGGACGAGAAGCCCUACCAGUGCCCUGUGUGCCAGCAGCGCUUCAAGCGCAAGGACCGCAUGAGUUACCACGUGCGCUCACAUGACGGCGCUGUGCACAAGCCCUACAACUGCUCCCACUGUGGCAAGAGCUUCUCCCGGCCGGAUCACCUCAACAGUCACGUCAGACAAGUGCACUCAACAGAGCGGCCCUUCAAAUGUGAGAAAUGUGAGGCAGCUUUUGCUACGAAGGAUCGACUCCGAGCGCACACAGUACGACACGAGGAGAAGGUGCCAUGUCAUGUGUGUGGCAAGAUGCUGAGCUCGGCUUAUAUUUCGGACCACAUGAAGGUGCACAGCCAGGGCCCUCACCAUGUCUGUGAGCUCUGCAACAAAGGCUUCACCACAGCAGCAUACCUGCGCAUCCACGCGGUGAAGGACCAUGGGCUCCAGGCCCCGCGGGCUGACCGCAUCCUGUGCAAGCUGUGCAGCGUGCACUGCAAGACCCCUGCCCAGCUGGCCGGCCACAUGCAGACCCAUCUGGGGGGGGCCGCCCCUCCUAUCCCGGGAGAUGCCCCCCAGCCACAGCCUACCUGCUGAGGGGGACCCCUGCACCCACCAGGCAAGGUACUGGUGAGGUUUGUCCAAUGGCGGCAGCGGCGGCAGCAGCAGCAGCGGCGGCAGCAGCAGUGGUGGCAGCCCCUCCCACAGCUGUGGGCUCCCUCUCUGGGGCAGAGGGGGUACCAGUGAGCUCUCAGCCACUUCCCUCCCAGCCUUGGUGAGCUCCAAGUUGAUGGGGGAGAGGGGAGAGUGGAGGAAGCUCUUCUUGGUACAGUUUCCUCUUCCCACCAACUCCUCACGACUCUUCAUCAGCCAAGGAGCCUCCAGACAGAAAGGAGGAAGAAGGAAUUCACUAGGUUUUAACAAUGUUUCUCCUGCUCCUUUCUUCUCCCUAUCAGAGCUGACCCUACAAACACCUGUCCCCUGAGUUGUGUUGAAAUCCCCUGGACAGUGAGCAGGGGUGGCAGAGGACAGCAGCAGCCACUGCCCUCAACCUUUAACCCCUUGCCUUCCCUCCCAGGGAUCUGUGAGCCUUUCCCUAGAAGGUCCUGUGCUCUCCUCCUUUUGUCCCCUCCCCCACUGUCUGCUGCCCCUUCCUGGGGAGUUGGUGCUUUCUUUUUUGUUGUUGUUUUUUUUUCCCAGGGGUAGGGAGGAGAGAGGAGGGGAAUUAAGAUUCUGUCCAGAGGAGAGAGAGGGUGGUAUUGAGGAGGGGCAGAAGCAGGGAAGGCAGAGGGAUACUUUGAGUAAGGUUUGGGUGGUUGGUUAAACCCCAAGCAUCCUACUGGAGUAUCUGUCCAGGGAAAAGCCAAGGGGAGCAUCAGAAGGAGCCACGAAGGCCAGAGGCAGAACAAGAGAGAUGGAAUCUUAGGGGGCCAGGGUAAAAGGAGGGGAGCCAGGGACAAGAGGUGCUUCCUGGGGGUGGGGGAAUGCAGCCACAGUGUCUCCCCCUUCCCUCUUCCACCCCAGCUCCAGCCCUGGUCUUUUCUUCCUCUUUCCCACAACAGAAGCAAUGGCCCUGGCCAUGUCAUCGUGUUCCUGUGUCCCUUGCAUGUUCCCCACUCUCCCCUCCCUCCUUUUGCGCAGACCCCAUUACAAUAAAUUUUAAAUAAAAACUUGU
Messenger RNA from Mastomys coucha (southern multimammate mouse), 2725 nucleotides. It is a transcript of the gene Maz, whose product is annotated as MYC associated zinc finger protein. Gene Ontology annotation, molecular function: RNA polymerase II cis-regulatory region sequence-specific DNA binding; DNA-binding transcription factor activity, RNA polymerase II-specific. Lineage: Eukaryota; Metazoa; Chordata; Mammalia; Rodentia; Muridae. The record is from RefSeq and is a predicted model, not a curated record. Gene Ontology annotation, biological process: regulation of transcription by RNA polymerase II. The coding region runs from base 166 to 1647 and encodes 493 amino acids. Gene Ontology annotation, cellular component: nucleus. The transcript has 6 exons.